AUAGAACAAACGAACACUUAAUUGCGAUUGAAAAUAGAUUGUGAAAAGAAAAUGAGAUUUCAUAUCAUAUUUAAGUUAAUGUCUUCGAUUUGCUUUAUGCAUACUAUUGAAAGUAAAAAUGUAAUUGAUUUACUUGAGGGCAAGAUAUUUGCACCAUCACAAUAUCAACAACAACAACUUAAGCCUGCGUUUAAUUUCGCAUCAUCUCCUGUUAAUCAAAAACAAAUGCCAAUUAGCGAAAUACCUAAAAAUAUGCAACAAUUUCAGGAAACGCUAAAUGAAGUGAAAUUCAAAUGUGCGAACGCAAUGAUUCCAAGAGUAGAUUCCAAUAAGUUGUUAAUGCACGAAGAUCAGCCUUCAUUAAGGGAGAAAUGCUUAAUGGCUUGUAUUCUAAAAAGAAUGAAACUGAUGGAUUCGGACUAUAAAUUAUCGGUUCCCACCAUAUCGCAUAUAGCUGGUAUGAUUUCCAAUGAGAAUCCUUUGCUUAUAUCAAUGGCUGCGGCUACUGCCAGUAACUGUAAUCAUGCUAUUAACGCCAGAGAGCCUUGCGAAGCUGCCAAUCAAAUUAACAAAUGUAUAGCGGAUGAACUAAAGGCUCACAAAUUAAAUUUGAUUUAUUAAUUGUAUCGUUAAC
Molecule: messenger RNA, 634 nt
Organism: Glossina fuscipes
Lineage: Eukaryota; Metazoa; Arthropoda; Insecta; Diptera; Glossinidae
Gene: Obp19c
Exons: 3
Coding region: 52-621 (189 amino acids)
Molecular function (GO): odorant binding
Source: RefSeq, a predicted model, not a curated record